Fusarium redolens is the source of this 1128-nucleotide messenger RNA. RefSeq lists its product as uncharacterized. NCBI's taxonomy places the organism in Eukaryota, Fungi, Ascomycota, Sordariomycetes, Hypocreales, Nectriaceae. The coding region runs from base 121 to 1083 and encodes 320 amino acids. The transcript has 3 exons. The record is from RefSeq and is a predicted model, not a curated record.
CUGUUAAGAGAAAACAUAAAUAACUUCCAUACAUAUCAUCAUGUUCCCAUCUUUCCAUUUGCUCUUAAACCGCCUUGUUAUUUUUCCGUGUGGCUUGCUCUGGCUCUAUUACACGCCGCCAUGUUGAGCUCACCUAAUCCCCUGUACUUUGAGCUAAGUUGGUCCAUCCUGAGCACCAUUGGAAUCGGAAACGUCCUCUUUGGCUUCCUCGUUUGCAGCAUUACCAACUUUUCACAAAUAUCCGCCGUUCCUCUAAUAACAUCUGCCGCCGCGGCCAUCGCGAAUGGGCUGUGCUACUAUGCAUUCUACGCCGAAGGGAACUCCGUUAAGGGCAAGGCCGUGGCGUCGGCAUUUGCGGACUUGUUUUGGUUGGUCCAAGAAGCAGGGCUCUCAUUCUAUAGUUUCGUGAUCUUGAGCCGCGUGCUACGAAACCGCCGCUGGCACGUCUUUGCCAGUUUAUUUUGGACCAUCAUGGUCAUAAUCUCAGCCCUCAGAAUAAUGAUCGCCAUCAUGAGGGUUAGAUCUAUCCUACACGGAGGUGAUCCAUAUCAGGAAGUCAUCAACCAUCUUCAUAUCGGCUACUUCGCCUCGAUCGCCUUGGUGGAGUGCAUCAGCGCAUACUUCCUGCUAACCGUCUUCGCUUCCGCAAAAACCACGUCCCUACAAGCAGCCAUUGAGGUGGGCCUCUUUCGAUAUUUAAUGCGAAGCACUGAGGUUCGUCUGGCUCUGCUCGCUGUUAUUGGUGUCAUGAGGGCUAUCACAUACUCCUUUCAGACUGCAGCCCAGAGCGCGACAAACGUAGCAAGCCAACUAGACCGAUUCGCUUACACCAUGGAAUGCCUCUUCCCUUUCGUCAUGCUCAUUGACAUGCUCGCGUCCAGAUUGGUGUUUGCAGAUCAGGCGUAUAUAAUAUCCUCUCGAAAUCAGACACCCAGAAGUGGCCUCAAGCAAUUCACCUCAAAUAACAAUCAAGGGUUGUAUUCUGUAGCGCAUCACGAUCAAGUAAUUGAUAUCCACGGCGAUGAAAAUAAUAUUGUCCCGACAAGCUCACAGGAUCGCAUCCUUGAGUCUGGGGCAUCUUAAAGGACGGCCUUAGAGAUCGAGCUUGAAGAUAUAAACGGAAAGCAG